ACACCAUUUAUUCAUGGAUCACUUCCCUUUGCAAGAAAAUUAUGGUCUCAUCAUACUUGAAGCUUUGGCCAUAACUCUACUCCUCUACAUCUUAUCCUUCAGAUUCAUUUGUAACAAAACCACUACAACUGUACCUGAAGCAAGUGGUGCAUGGCCUAUAAUUGGCCAUUUCAACCUUUUUGGAGCAUCAUCGAGUCUUCCUCAUCUAGCCUUGGCAUCCAUGGCUGACCGAUAUGGACCAAUUUUCACUGUUCGACUUGGCAUACGAAGAGUCUUGGUGGUGAGUAGUUGGGAGAUUGCUAAGGAGAUCUUCACCACCCACGAUGUGAUUGUUUCCAACCGUCCCAAAUACCUUGCAGCCAAGGUUUUGGGACACAACUAUGCUUCUUUCUCAUUCGCUCCUUACGGUCCGUAUUGGCGCGAAAUCCGUAAAAUCGUCUCCAUGGAGUUGUUGUCCAGUAGCCGCCUGGAGAAGCUUAAGUUUAUUCAAGUGUUUGAACUGGAGAACUCCAUUAACAACAUGCUCGAGCUUUGGAGGGAGAAAAGAGACGCGAAUGGGAAAGCGUUGGUGGAGAUGAAGACAUGGUUUGGGGACCUGACUAUGAAUACAGUGCUUAGAAUGGUCGCCGGAAAACGGUAUGCUGCAACUGAUCGUUAUGACGAUGAAGAUUGGGAGGAAAUGAAGAGGCGUCGGGAAGUGAUGAGGGAAUGGUUUCUUCACGUAGGGAGGUUUGUGGUGGCAGACACUCUUCCUUUUCUAGGGUGGUUGGAUUUGGGUGGCCAUGAGAAGACCAUGAAAAGAGUUGCCACAGAACUAGAUUCCAUGCUUGAGAAUUGGUUGGAUGAGCACCGCCGGAAGAGGGCUUCCGACGCCACUUUGCCAGAAAAAGACUUCAUGGACGUGAUGAUGUCCGUGGUAGAAGCUGACGUCUCACCGGAUUAUAACGCAGAAACCAUUAUUAAAGCUAAUUGCAUGACUCUUAUUGUAAGUGGCACGGAUACAACCGCUGUAACGCUAACUUGGGUGCUCGCUUUGUUACUAAACAACCGCUAUGCUCUCGUAAAGGCUCAACAAGAAAUAGAGAUGCACAUCGGGAAAGAUAGACAAGUAAACGAAUCAGAUAUAAAAAACCUCGUCUACCUCCAAGCUGUAGUAAAAGAAGCAUUGCGACUAUAUCCAGCCGCAUUGCUUGGAGGUCCAAGAGCCUUUUCGGAAAACUGCACAGUAGCUGGAUACCAUGUCCCGAAAGGCACAUGGUUAUUAAUCAACAUGUGGAAGCUCCAUCGCGAUCCGAAAAUAUGGUCAGACCCGUUAGAGUUUCGACCGGAGAGGUUCCUGACCCCUGACCAUAAGGAUGUUGAUGUUAAGGGGGGUGACUUUGAGUUGAUUCCUUUUGGUGCAGGAAGAAGAUCAUGCCCUGCUAUAGGUUUUGGACUUCAAAUGUCACAUAUGGUUGUAGCCACUUUGCUACAUAACUUUGACAUGUGGACUCCAAAUGGUGAACCUGUAGAUAUGACUCCAACCGCUGGCAUGACAAACGCUAAGGCAACUCCGUUUGAUGUUGUUUUUGUCCCACGCUUGGUUGCAAAAACUAUUGGUUGAACACUUCAAUUCACGACGACGGACCGAUUAAUGUUCAAGUUUCGUUUUUAUUUUUAUAAGACAUUACUUGGAAAAAUGAAAUAUAAAAAUUUCACUAC
Cynara cardunculus var. scolymus (artichoke) is the source of this 1701-nucleotide messenger RNA. RefSeq names its product cytochrome P450 CYP82D47-like. The transcript is spliced from 2 exons. Gene Ontology annotation, molecular function: heme binding; monooxygenase activity; iron ion binding. Gene Ontology annotation, biological process: defense response to other organism. NCBI's taxonomy places the organism in Eukaryota, Viridiplantae, Streptophyta, Magnoliopsida, Asterales, Asteraceae. Bases 14 to 1603 code for a protein of 529 amino acids. The record is from RefSeq and is a predicted model, not a curated record.